GGAGUUUCGAUGGGAACGCUCGUUCGGCAUGGAGCGCGAGAGAGCGGCCAAGAAUAGCAAAGGGCACGCGAAUCUAGCCGUUCCGUAAAUGAGUGGUUGGCAAAGGUGUACGACUGAAGGCGACCGACCGAACGACCGCUCCCUCCGGUAGUCCGCGAGUCAAGUCGAGAGACUCGAGGUGCGUUCGACAAUACAAUUCGCGACGGGAAUACAGCUCCGCGCGCGCAAGAGAGAGAGAGACCUAUCUCUCUCUUAUAUGGAGCAGACUCGCGGGAAACGCCUGUUUCACGUGCCGAAUCCUCGCGCGCAGUGAACGCAAGCGCACAUUUGUGUGUAUAUGUUGUGUAUAUGUGUUGUGUAUCGUGAAGCGCAUAUGUAUAGUGCAAUCGUCAUCGCCGUCGUAGCCGUCGUCGCCGUCGUUGCCGCGGUCGUCGUCGUUGCCGCCAUCGUUACCGUCGUCGCCGUCAUCGUCACGUAUACACACGAAGAGCGAGGUUGGCUGAGCCUACAGCAGAGCGAAGAGGAGGAGGAACACGAGAGAGAGAGAAAGCGUGAUAGACGGGCCGGACAGCUAGGGUAAGAGCGAGAAAGAGAGAAAGAGAGACAGAAAGAGUGAACGAGAGAGCGCGCGGACGAGCGAGUGACCGUGCGCGUGUGCGCGCGUCCAGUAGUGUGCGCCAGCUAGUGUGCGUCGCUUGCGUGUGUGCGCGGACGCGCGCGUGUGCCAGCGGGAAGAAGCCUGAGUGAAGAAGAAGCCUGUGAGUAGAAGGCGCGAGAAGAGAGAAGUAGUAGUGGUUAUAGCGGGAGCUCUCGCUGCUCUCCGCCUUCGAGAAGGAAAGAGAGAGAAAGAGAGAGAGAAGAGGUGCAGCAGCCGCCGUCGUCGCCGCCGCACCACCACACCAUACUACACUACUACUACUGCUCCUACUACGACACCACCACCAGCGCACGCACGCACGCACGCGAGCACGGUCGCGAAGCUAAGCGCGUCGUGCUUCUCUUUCUCCGCCGCCGCGCCGGUGCAAUGUCUCUCGAGACACGUUCGAGCUCGGCCCUGUUCAAGCGAGCCGAACAGCUCAAGCGCUGGGAGCAGUCCGAGACGAAUCGCGAGCCUGCACAGCCACGGCAAGUCGCGCGCAAGAUCAAGUUUUCGGCGGACUGCGUGUUCCUGGCGGCUUGCGCGGCCAGCGACAAGGAGGAGGUCGUACGCCUGCUUCAGAAGGGGGCAGACAUCAACACCGGAAAUGUCGAUGGCCUUACGGCAUUACACCAGGCCUGCAUCGACGAUGACUUGGACAUGGUGGAAUUCUUGGUGGAGCAAGGAGCUGAUAUCAAUCGUGGAGAUAACGAGGGAUGGACGCCCCUGCACGCCACGGCGUCCUGCGGCUUCGUGUCUAUUGCCAAAUACUUGAUAGAACAAGGAUGUAAUCUGGCUGCGGUUAACAAUGACGGUGAACUGGCGCUCGACAUCGCAGAGAGCGACGAAAUGGAGGAUAUGCUCCAACAGCAUAUAAAUAAAGCAGGUAUAGAUUGCGAUCAAGCUAGGAGUGAAGAAGAACGAUCAAUGCUGAACGAUGCGAAAGCUUGGCGAUCAGGUGCACCAGGCAAAGAUUCCAUGCAUCCUAGAUCAGGAGCCACCGCACUCCACGUCGCUGCUGCCAAAGGCUACAUUAAAGUCAUGCACAUAUUACUACAAGCUCGAUGCGAUGUUAAUGCACAGGACUUUGAUGGAUGGACACCUUUGCAUGGUGCGGCGCACUGGGGUCAACUGGAAGCUUGCAAACUUCUCGUUGAGAACGGCUGUGAUAUGGAUAUGAAAAAUUACGCCGGUCAAACUGCUUUCGACGUUGCCGAUGCAGAUAUCCUAAAAGCUCUCGAAGAGUUGAAGGAGCAACAAGCACUUAUAAUGAAAGACAGCCCGCAAAUAAUUAAUAAAAAGCAAUCGUCUAUACCAAAGAAACGCGUCUCAACUAACAAUGAGAAUGCAGUGGCGGCACAAGAAUCUACAGAAAUCUUUGAGGAAGAAACACCAAAUAAAGUUAAGAAGGUUGAGUUAGAGAUUCAAUCUGACAAAGAGGAUUCCAGCACUAGUACAAACAGCGACGUCGAAGCAACGCGUGAAACACACAUGGAAGAGAGUGAUGGUGAAGGUGAAUCUGAGACUAGCUCAGAAUCACACUCUUCCACUUUCUCCAAUCAAUCUGAUAAGUCUAACCACGCGACAUGUCUUACAGAUGACGAGAAAAAGAAUAGAGUAAACAAAGAUGAAAUUGCGCUCCAUAGUCCAGUAUCUCCAGUCGAAAGUAAUAAAGUUCCUAAUCAGGCUCCAAUAUUGCCUCCAAAACAACAGACUGAUAAUAACGAGGAAGGCGUCGUACCAUCUUGGAGACGUUCAGGUUCCUUUCGAAAUAGAAUUCAAAGUACUGAAACUACUAAUUCUGCGUCUACAAAACUCGAAGAUAAGGAUAACAAUAUUAAGAUAUCAACGGUACCGAAUAAAGUGAGUGCCGAGCCCGAAGUGGUAUUACGAAGGACGCAUAGUUUCGAAACGGACGAAAAGUUUUAUGAGCAGUACUUGGCAUUACAAGCCCGCAUCAAGGCGUUCUCGUGCCCUACCCUCCAUUGCUGCAAUGUAGCUACUCCUACUCACACCAAUGCUACGACCCGCUCUGCAUCUCUACGCGAAACACACAGAAAGAAAGAAGUGAAAUUAAAUUUGGAAUUAUCAAGACUGCCACAAGGAAGCAAUACACUUUCACCAACAUCCGCAUCUAAAACAUUGGCAUCGAGUCCAUUGUCAUCCACAACAACAACUACUACCACUGCCACCACAACAACAAGUCCUAUUCCAGUCAAUCAGAUUCGCAGUGUUCAACCAGUGGAAGCUGCAUCUACAGUUGUAUCGAAUACAAAUAAUGCAGUAGCAACUGCUCCUGGAACUCCCACUACACCAGGAGGGAGCAAGCUAAGUCCGGGAAAUAUCUUCAAGAAUUUCUUCAAAUCCUUCGUUCCGCCGGUGCGCGAUGAGGAGAGCGAGACCCAGAGGAAAGCCCACGCGAAGAGAGUAAGGGAAACCAGACGAUCUACGCAGGGUGUGACGUUGGACGAAAUCAAGAGCGCAGAACAGUUGGUGAAAAAGAAACAACAAAACAACGAAUCACCGGCUUUGACGCCAUCCACGCAGCCUACGACUACGGUCAGCAAUACAGCUACGAUCACGGCUACGAUAACGACCGCAACCUCGACUACCGUGACUGCGAAUAAAGUCCCCGAGGAAUCUAAUUUGCCCGAGAGACGACCAUCUUGGAGAUUAAGGGUAGACAAUGGAAGCAAGUUUCAGUUAGAAGACGCCAAUAACAGACCUACCGAUAAUACAACGGCCUAUAUGAGAAGACCGUCCGGUGGAACUGGUAUACCUAGACCGUCAUCGGCGCCAGUCGAGACUAUCGCUACCAGCAGUACAGAAACCACCAUUACAUUACCCCUCAGGAGGUCGUUAAAGCAACCCGACGACAAAGAACAAGACAAGGAAAACGACAGCAGAAACGCACAAGCCACACAAGCCGUUAUCCAAAGGAGACGUCGGCCUAAAAGAAGAUCGACAGGUGUGGUCCAUGUGGACAUGGAUGAAAUUGACCCAGAGAAGCAAGAUUUAACUGCUGGCGGUGACUGCGACGACUCCAAGGUCAAUCACAAUGAAGUAACGCAGGCUAAGCCAACAACAGCUGCGGGUCUGAGAGCUCAGGCAUCAACAAAUGGGCAAUCAAUUUUUGGAAACAGGUCACGGAUCAACGGACUGCUCGGGCUCAACCAGAACAAUUACGCGAGCUUAUUAGGCGUGAAAAGCCCGAAUCUGUACUCCUCUGGCUCGUCCGGUAUUCUGAGCUCGAAGAGCUCGAAGAGUAGCGAUUUCUAUCGCAAGAGUCCGUACACGAAGUCCACGAACGUUGUCACGAGUCCGAGUUACCCGAAUCUCUACACGACGUAUGGUGGCACGACCACCGGAUACGGUGGUGUUACUCUGCCCUCCUCUCACACAGGUGUCAAUGCCUUGAAUCUGACGAGUUCGUCUCCAAGUUUUAACUACUUGAACUUGAGCGCGAAAACGCGCCCGCACUUGCAAAAGACUGAGAGUUUCAGCAGGCCGAAGAUCAAACCGAGUCUCAGUAUCUCAUCGAAGAGUUCCAGCCUCCAAAGUUUAACUAGCUCCGAGGGAUACGCCAGCGGGAAUGAUCGUUCUAGCAGAUCAAACCGAUUGGGCUCGAUAUCUUCGAUAUCGUCAGAGGCGUCGUCGGCGCCGAUCAGAAUAAAGUCCAGUAGUUCUGAAAACGGCGAGUUAGACUAUAAAAAAUUAUACGAGGAAUCUCAGGUGGAGAACGAGAGGUUAAAAGACAAACUGAAGCGCUCCGAUGAGCAGUUAAAGGAGGUCAGAAGUUUGCUGGAGAAAGCGCAGACCAACCAAAACAAAGUAAUUCUCUCGGAGGCGGAAAAGAGGGAGAGGCGAGCCAUGGAGAGGAAACUUUCUGAAAUGGAAGAAGAGCUGAAGGUGAUGGAGCAACUAAAAUGCGAAAAUCAGAGGCUAAAAGACGAAAACGGUGCCUUGAUCAGAGUAAUCAGCAAAUUGUCCAAAUAAAUCUGUUUGUAGUCUCAACUGCACGCCGCUGCAAAAUCUUAAGUUGUAUCAUCAACUGUGUCGAAUGAAUUGCUUUACCUGUCAACAGCAUCAACAAUUAUUGCUAGUGUUCUCACGAAUACGCGCAUUCAUGCUAUCGAUGAAUUUAUCCUCGUGCUAGUAAUUUAACUUAUUGUUUUUCCGACGGUAAAAUCAAUUAUCGCAUGGCUGUGCCAAAGGCGAGAAAAGAGACGUUACUCCUAUUCCUAGACUGUGAAUACUUGAUCAUAAAAGACUUAGAAAUUUUACUUUGUGGAAUUAAUUUUUAAUGUCUUAGAGAGAUGAUGAAUUUUAUAAUUCACUGUGAAACCAUAAACCAAUGCUCUUUAUAUAGUUAAAAAAGAAAGAAAAGAUGAAGGAAAGAGAAUUCAGGUUUACUUUAUUCGACAAUUAGGAAGCGACGCGAAACAAAACUGUUAAUCUCUAAGGACAAUUUUCUUUUUUAUCAAAUCACGUUAUCGAUGUUGAUUCUUUAUAAGGACAUUUUGUAAAUACGUAAUGAUAGACAACGGUGAUGUAGCAUUUUAGUAAUUGAAAGAGAGAAUUUUUAUCCACGAGAGCGAUCCUCUAAAGAGCACUGAGUGCGUACGUGGAAAGAAAAGGAAUAUCCGGAGUACAUGGAAUCGUAAAACGAGUCCGUUUGCAUUACCGAAGCAAUGAGCAAUAUAUAUAUAUAGAUAUAUCUGUUACGCUUUGACUAAAUUAUGCAGAUGGUAAAAGGAGGAUGAGUCAAAGAACAUGACCCUCGAUUGCUACUCAAGUGGCCUUUCUCUGAAGACUGCAAUUUAUAAUCCUUCCAUCAUUGCCAUUUUUUGCAGUAUAAGCGGUAAUCUGACGCGUACGGGAUUUAAAUGUUUUUAAUUAUUCUGUAACGAUACACUUUCUUAUAUGAUAAUAUCACGGAUGACAUGUCAAAUAUACUUUGUAGACACCAGGAUUUUUUAAUCUCCCUGAAAGUGCUAAAAAAAUUGUUCUUGUGUAACGUUUAGAACUGCGGCUGUAACUUCAGUUCAAACACUGUCGACGGUAGAAUCUGUGUUAUUACUUUUAACUAUCUCUGUCCAUUGUAUGAAAAUGCUGUCACCCAUUAUUUUCUUAUAUAGCAAUGCCGAUAAUGAUUGUCCAAUAUGCUCUGGAUACAAAGACGGAUUUAUAAAUACUGAAUAAUGGAAUGUGUAAUUAACAGUUGGCAUGUUUUUUAAUGAUAUUAUUGUAAACACAAUUGUAAAAAAAGGAUGACUCAAUGUAGUUAUUUCGUAAUGAAGUUUAUUAGAAAAUAA
Messenger RNA from Odontomachus brunneus, 5952 nucleotides. It is a transcript of the gene Mbs, whose product is annotated as protein phosphatase 1 regulatory subunit 12A. Gene Ontology annotation, cellular component: cytoplasm. The transcript has 22 exons. The coding region runs from base 1025 to 4633 and encodes 1202 amino acids. Gene Ontology annotation, biological process: signal transduction. NCBI's taxonomy places the organism in Eukaryota, Metazoa, Arthropoda, Insecta, Hymenoptera, Formicidae. The record is from RefSeq and is a predicted model, not a curated record. Gene Ontology annotation, molecular function: enzyme inhibitor activity; protein kinase binding; phosphatase regulator activity.